Molecule: messenger RNA, 789 nt
Organism: Caenorhabditis briggsae
Lineage: Eukaryota; Metazoa; Nematoda; Chromadorea; Rhabditida; Rhabditidae
Gene: Cbr-coq-3
Product: Protein CBR-COQ-3
Exons: 5
Coding region: 1-789 (262 amino acids)
Biological process (GO): ubiquinone biosynthetic process
Molecular function (GO): 2-methoxy-6-polyprenyl-1,4-benzoquinol methyltransferase activity
Source: RefSeq, a predicted model, not a curated record
AUGCAACCCCUUCGAACCCUCCAGAAGCUAUCUUCUCGCCUCCACUCCACCAUUGCCACGUCAUCUAUUGAUGCUAAAGAAGUAGCGAAAUUUGGAGACUUAUCAGGCGAAUGGGCAGAUGAGUUGGGCUCUUUUCACGCUCUACACUCUCUGAAUCGAAUUCGGGUGCCAUGGAUUGUGGAUAAUGUGAAAAAAGGAGAUACAACUUCUAAACGACUGGUCGAUGUUGGAAGCGGUGGUGGGCUAUUGUCGAUUCCGCUGGCCAGAAGUGGCUUUGAUGUCACUGGAAUCGAUGCCACGAAGCAGGCGGUCGACGCCGCGCGUCUCUCUCUCCAAUCAGCGCCACUUCAACGUUCCCGGAUCACCGAACGUCUUCGAUUCGAGCACAUGAGCGUCGAGAAUUUCUGUCAGAAGCCAGAAAAUAAAUCGGCAUUCGAUGGAGUCGUCGCUUCUGAAAUCGUCGAGCACGUCGCCGACCUGCCGGGAUUCAUUGGGUCGCUGGCCGAGCUAGCUCGUCCCGGAGCGCCGAUUUUCAUCACGACGAUAAAUAGGACAUGGGCUAGUAAAGUGGCGGCGAUUUGGUUGGCUGAGAACAUUCUAAAAAUCGUGCCUCCCGGAGUGCAUGACUGGGAGAAGUUCAUCACACCUGCCGAACUGACCGCCCAUCUCGAAGACGCCGGUUGUCGAGUGACGGCGAUCCAUGGGCUCAUGUUCCACCCCAUCGGAAAUCACUGGACGUGGAUCGAGUCGACACAGUGCAAUUACGCUCUGUUGGCUGUGAAGAAAUAG